UCCUCCCCCGGGUCGGACGCCUUGAGGAGCCGCGAGCGGGCGGGCGGGCGGACAGACUGACGGGAGGGCCGGGCGGUGAGCAAGAUGGCGCAGACUCAGGGCACCAAGAGGAAAGUCUGUUAUUACUACGACGGUGAUGUUGGAAACUACUAUUAUGGACAAGGCCACCCAAUGAAGCCUCACCGAAUCCGCAUGACUCACAAUUUGCUGCUCAACUAUGGUCUCUACCGAAAAAUGGAAAUCUAUCGUCCUCACAAAGCCAAUGCUGAGGAGAUGACUAAGUACCACAGUGAUGACUACAUUAAGUUCUUGCGUUCCAUUCGCCCAGACAAUAUGUCUGAGUACAGCAAGCAGAUGCAGAGAUUCAACGUUGGUGAGGACUGUCCAGUAUUUGAUGGCUUGUUUGAGUUCUGUCAGCUGUCUACUGGUGGCUCUGUGGCAAGUGCUGUGAAACUUAAUAAGCAGCAGACGGACAUUGCUGUGAACUGGGCUGGGGGUCUGCAUCAUGCAAAGAAGUCUGAAGCAUCCGGUUUCUGUUACGUCAAUGAUAUCGUCUUGGCCAUCCUGGAACUGCUAAAGUAUCACCAGAGGGUGCUGUAUAUUGACAUUGAUAUUCAUCAUGGCGAUGGUGUGGAAGAGGCCUUCUAUACCACAGACCGGGUCAUGACUGUGUCCUUUCAUAAAUAUGGAGAGUACUUCCCAGGAACUGGGGACCUUCGGGAUAUUGGGGCUGGCAAAGGCAAGUACUAUGCUGUUAACUACCCUCUCCGAGAUGGGAUUGAUGAUGAGUCCUAUGAAGCCAUUUUCAAGCCAGUCAUGUCCAAAGUGAUGGAGAUGUUCCAGCCUAGUGCAGUAGUCUUACAGUGUGGCUCAGAUUCCUUAUCUGGAGACCGGUUAGGUUGCUUCAAUCUGACCAUCAAAGGGCAUGCCAAGUGUGUGGAGUUUGUCAAGAGUUUCAACUUGCCUAUGCUAAUGCUGGGAGGAGGUGGAUAUACCAUCCGUAAUGUUGCUCGGUGCUGGACUUACGAAACAGCUGUGGCCCUGGACACGGAGAUCCCUAAUGAGCUACCGUACAAUGACUACUUUGAAUACUUUGGACCAGACUUCAAGCUUCAUAUCAGCCCUUCCAAUAUGACCAACCAGAACACUAACGAAUACCUGGAGAAAAUCAAGCAGAGGCUCUUUGAGAACUUGAGAAUGCUGCCCCAUGCGCCUGGCGUCCAAAUGCAGGCAAUACCUGAGGAUGCCAUCCCAGAGGAGAGUGGUGAUGAGGAUGAAGAAGACCCUGACAAACGCAUCUCCAUCUGUUCUUCUGACAAACGAAUUGCCUGUGAGGAAGAAUUCUCUGAUUCAGAUGAGGAGGGAGAAGGUGGUCGCAAGAACUCUUCUAAUUUCAAAAAAGCCAAAAGAGUCAAAACAGAGGAUGAAAAAGAAAAAGAUCCAGAAGAGAAAAAAGAAGUCAUCGAAGAGGAGAAGACCAAGGAGGAGAAGCCAGAAGCCAAAGGGGUGAAAGAAGAGGUCAAGCUAGCCUGAGUAAGAUCUACGGCUGUGGCCUCGCCCCAAGUUCCCCACUUCUUCUCAAUCUCAGAUUUUAUAUUUUCUAUUCCUCUGUGUAUUUAUAUAAAAUAUAUUAAAUAUAAUGUCCCCAGGGACUAGAUAGGAACCAGGGACCAGAGCUCAGUGUAGUGGUGCUGGGGGAACUUUUCCCAAAGCCACCUUGUCCAUCCUGCUCAGGUCUUAGUUUUCAAACAUGUAGGGUGGAAAGAAAACAACCGGAAGACAAAAUCCUGAACUGCCAAGUGCCUGCUUUAGGAGCUCUGUUACGAUGCCCUUAUUAAGCUUUCUAGAAGGGGUAACUGGGUCUUCUUGGACCCCUUAUUUUCAGGCUUAGGUAAUAUCAACCAUUUUUAGAUUGGUUCUGUUUAUACCUUCCCACUGGACUCAGGCAAGCAGAAAAACUCCCAUUGCCCUGUCUUCCCCCAACUCUGCAGGUGGAGGUGUUAGCCUAGCUUCCUUUUUGAGAUAUUCCAUUUUGUGAAACUUUAUAAUAAAACAACACAUUUCUAUACCC
Messenger RNA from Cricetulus griseus (Chinese hamster), 2071 nucleotides. NCBI's taxonomy places the organism in Eukaryota, Metazoa, Chordata, Mammalia, Rodentia, Cricetidae. The record is from RefSeq and is a predicted model, not a curated record.